AUGAGAAGCGCCGAUAAAGGAACUGGAGACAAUUUACUUCUCGAGUGGGAAGUAGCACAAGAGCUAGUCAAGCUGGGAAAGACAGUGUUGCUACCACUGCUGGUCGGUCGAGCAGAUGAAUUGACUGGGGCUCUAUACCAAUUUCAAGAUUUCCCGGAUCCUGACUUUUCGCAAUUUCCUGACAAGAAGCAUCCACACCCCCUCUCCACCACCAACCGCACAAUUAGAGACACAAUCAAGGCUGUCUUUGCCCUACAAGGUACACAGGUUCUUCCUACCCAGCUAGGAAGUGUCAUUCCAACAGUCACUGCAUCACUUCAAAGACUAGAGGAGUCAUUUGCACCUUCCUGGAUGGAAAGAGGGGAAUCUUAUAAAGAUCCAGCGUCUUCUUCUGCGCCGCGACGCCCAGGUUACAGAUCAUCUCAAGUCCUUACUGGACAUACUGACGCUGUAUGGGGUGUGGUCUUCGCAGACACAGGGUCGAAACGAAUUAUCGCUUCAGAAACUAUGACGCUUCGCGCACACACGGGUGGAGUCUUGUGUGUGGCCAGCAGUCCGCGGCUACCACUGCUGGCUUCAGCAGCUGCGGACUGCACCGUUUGUCUCUGGAACACUGAUAAUGGGGCGCUGUUGAGUUCUAUUAAGGAACACAAGAGUUGGGUCAAUGCUGUUGCUUUUGCCCCGAACGGAACUAUUUUUGCCUCUGCUGGAGGAUUACCACUUACACCUUGCAAGAACUAUAAAACGUAUUUAAUCGUUGAGAUUUGGAUGCUCACAUUGUCUCUAGAUCCAAAUCGGUUCAAUUGGGAGCCAAAAACGGGGCAGGUUCUGGCCUCUCCCUCUCCUGACGACAUGGACUACAGUAUCAAGUUUUGGAACGGUAACACUGGUACAGCAUUGAGAGGUGCACUAAGAGGUCACGAGAAUGGAGUACUGAGCAUUGCCUUUUCACCCGAUUCAAACACCCUUGUGUCUGGUGGUUCUUGGGACAAACUCAUAAAGUUAUGGGAUUUGAGGCAAGCUGGAAGAGAGAUUGCAAAUCUCGCAGGACAUGCCAAUUGGGUCAAUGGAGUGGCUUUUGGUCCAGCAGGAUCCAGUUGCAUAGCAAGUGGGUCAGGCGACAGCACUGUUCGCAUUUGGGAUCUUCGGACAUGUAGUGAAACGAAACGACUUGUUGGCCAUACCUCAUUCAUAAGUUCAAUCGCAUUUCCUGAUAACGAUGCAGAGCUGCUGGUUAGCAGCUCUUACGAUGGGUCACUGAGGACAUGGAACUGGAAGACAGGCGAACCAAUACAGAGUCUCUUUGAACAUCAAGGACCUGUUUUGACAGUUGCAACUCGCGCUGAUGGUGACGUCGUGGUGUCUGGGUCAGAGGAUCACUCGUUGCACGUUUGGAGACGCUAA
Molecule: messenger RNA, 1404 nt
Organism: Synchytrium microbalum
Lineage: Eukaryota; Fungi; Chytridiomycota; Chytridiomycetes; Synchytriales; Synchytriaceae
Exons: 8
Coding region: 1-1404 (467 amino acids)
Molecular function (GO): protein binding
Source: RefSeq, a predicted model, not a curated record